Asparagus officinalis (garden asparagus) is the source of this 2082-nucleotide messenger RNA. RefSeq lists its product as uncharacterized. The record is from RefSeq and is a predicted model, not a curated record. NCBI's taxonomy places the organism in Eukaryota, Viridiplantae, Streptophyta, Magnoliopsida, Asparagales, Asparagaceae. The transcript is spliced from 7 exons. Bases 975 to 1544 code for a protein of 189 amino acids.
AUUCUCUAGUAUCUUCUCACUGGUACCAGAGCCGGUCUUUAUCUUAAAAGUUUCUUUCUCUCUUCUUAUUAUUUUGUUUCCAGUUUUUACUUAUUAAGAGAGAAGACCAGUUCGUGAUACGUGAUAGCUUUGCUUACAUUUUUUAUCUCCUAUUAUUUUUGUCAGAGCAUCUUUUUGUUUUUUCUUGUCAGAAAAAGUUUUGAGAUGAUAUUCUUUUUUAUAACUUGAGAAACCACAGCCCCACAUCUGCUCCCACAAGCUCGUCUAAGUGCUUCGGUUCUUUCAAAAAAAAUUAUUAUUUAUCAAGCUCUACAAUAAGAGCACGUUUAUUUCGUUUCUAUAAAUUUAUGGGCGUAGAUUUUUGGCCAAAAAACUCAUUUCCAUAGUUUUUCACACAUAUUCUAGAAAUGAAUUUUUUUUUUUGAUUCACUCUUAAAGCAAGGCCCUCGCGAUCCUCCGCCGCCUCAUCUUUGUCGGCGUGCUCGAUCCUCCGCCGCCGCCUCCUCCACCGCGUGCCUCCGCCACCUCCUCCUCCACCGCGUGCCUCGACCGCCUCCUCCUCAGCUGCAUCUACAUCUGCACCAGCACGUGUUCCAAAACACUCUUUUAAUCUUCGUCCUAAUCGUUCUCAGAAACGUGCAGAGCGAUAAGGCGAUGGAGUGCAAUCACGAUCCUCUGUUCCCACUUGAGGCCGCAAUACUUCCCAUAAGCUUAAACCCGAUGCUGAAUAGGGUGAGAAGGCAUGGCCUCUGUACCUCAAUAAUAGGGGCCGCCCCAUUGGUGACUAUGCUGAGAAAUGGGGAAAGUUUGUGGUGGUGGAGAGCCGUGUGUACUGCAAAUAUCCUCUCCAUUUAGAAUGGGGUGAUGAACAUAAUAGGUCAUUUGACGAUUUCUUUAUAAGAUGUCAGAAAGAUUAUGAGUUUCUCCCCGUGGAUCCUAAUCAGCCUCUCUCGGAUCAUAUUGUUUAUCGAGGAAUGAAGUCUCAGCUGCAGAAGAGGGUCCGAUAUAAUAGGUGUCAGGUAAAACAUGAGUGUUAUGAGGUGUCGAAAAAUACUCCCGAAGCAGAGAGGGAGGCUCUCUGGCGUACUCCGGCAUUUUCUUGGAUUGAUAAAGACUCAUGGGCUACAUUGUGCACAUAUUAUGAUUCAGAGGGCAAGAAGGAGGAGGCAAGACGUAAUGAGCAGAAUCAGGUGUCAAAUUUGCAUGGUAGAGCAACCUAUACAGGUGGCUCGAGGAACAUGUGUCGGGCUAUGGAACAAUUAAAAUGUCAAAUUAUUGAGGAUGGUGGCACACCUACAAUGUUGAAACUAUAUUUGGGUACCCACUCGUCAUCGGUAGAUAAGAUCAGCGGAGAGUAUACAUACCCGGACAACAGCACUAACGAGUAUUGCGAGCAAGUCAUCGAAAAGGCAACAUCAUCAGGGGUCAAUUCAACCCCAGAGGAUGAUGCAUUUUCUUUCACCCCAGAGGUCGAUUCAACCUCAUCAGGAGUCGAUGCUGAACUGAUUAUCUUCAUCGGGAGUUUGUAUCUGAAUUGUAUUUGAACUCCGUGUGCGGGAAAUAUAAUUAUCCCAAGCCUGAUUUUGGCAAAAUUUGUCUAGUGUUGACUUCCGCUGCGGCGUAAAUACUGUUUAUACUCAUACGUAGAUGGAGUUUACACAGUUUAAGCUCUUAAGGAGUUGGAGCAUGAAGGAUUAGUUUAUACUCAUAUACUUCUCGGAGUUCGGAAAGAGAAAGCUAAGAAUGCAUCAGAGACUCGUUUGGUUGAGCUCUUUAUGUGAGAUUUGAUUAUAGGACCAGUCGUUGGUGCUGAUACAACUACUAUCUCUGAAGCUACCCCAGGUGCCCGAGUCACGAGACCAACUGAUGAACCUGGUGUGUCAGUGAUUAUUAAAGUAAUGUUAUGACAGAGGAGGUUACCAAGGCCUUGACUACCACUGCAUACUCCACAAAAGUUGAGAGCAAAUUUGUCAUCUCGAGCCGCUUAUUAUAGAAUUUUUGGCAAACCCUUAGCCAUCAACGGAUUUGAUGAGUCUUUAUCGACUACAGUUUGAAUCGAGAUAGCAUGCAGAUUGUCUAAGU